AUGGGUGACUGGAGUUUCUUGGGCAACAUCCUCGAGGAAGUAAAUGAGCAUUCGACGGUAAUCGGUAGGGUGUGGCUCACGGUCCUCUUCAUCUUCCGAAUCCUCAUCUUGGGCACAGCUGCAGAAUUUGUGUGGGGCGACGAGCAAUCGGAUUAUGUAUGCAACACGCAGCAGCCGGGUUGCGAGAACGUUUGCUACGAUGAGGCCUUUCCCAUCUCGCACAUCCGUCUGUGGGUGCUCCAGAUCAUCUUUGUUUCCACACCCUCAUUAGUGUACGUGGGCCAUGCCGUGCACCAUGUACACAUGGAGGAGAAGCGCAAGGAACGGGAAGAGGCUGAGCUCAACCGGCAGCAAGAGAACGAGGAGAGGCUGCCGCUGGCGCCCGAUCAGGGAAGUGUCCGUACGGCCAAAGAGACAAGCACAAAGGGCAGCAAGAAGUUUCGUCUGGAGGGCACUCUUUUGAGGACCUAUAUCUGCCACAUUAUCUUUAAGACUCUCUUUGAGAUCGGCUUCGUGGUGGGUCAGUACUAUUUGUACGGCUUCCGAAUCUUGCCGCUCUACAAGUGCAGCCGUUGGCCGUGCCCAAACACGGUUGAUUGCUUUGUCUCAAGACCUACAGAGAAAACCGUUUUCAUCAUCUUCAUGUUAGCCGUGGCCUGCGUCUCACUGUUCCUCAAUUUUGUGGAAAUCAGCCAUUUAGGCUUAAAAAAGAUCCACUUUGUGUUCCGUAAGCCAGUACGGCCGCAAGUCGAGGGACCAGGAGCGGCCGAAAAGGCAUUGCCUUCUAUAGCUGCCUCCUCCAUCCAGAAAGCCAAAGGUUACAAGUUAUUGGAGGAGGACAAAUCCACAUCACACUUCUUCCCUCUGACUGAGGUUGGGGGGAUGGAGGCUGGACGCCUGCCGGCUUCAUAUGAGCCAUUUGAGGAAAAAUCUGACGAGGCCAUGGCACCUAAGAAAGACAUGUCUAAGAUGUAUGACGAAACGCUGCCCUCUUACGCCCAGACGACCGUGAUUGGACCGAGUGCAUCGUCAGGAAUUCUGCGCAGGGAUGAAGAUGAGGACGAGUUGGCUGUGGAGGCAGACGUGGAGGCCAGCGAGACGAUAGAAGACACACGACCGCUCAGCAGCCUGAGCAAAGCCAGCAGUCGUGCAAGGUCAGAUGACUUGACGGUAUAA
Messenger RNA from Danio aesculapii, 1176 nucleotides. RefSeq names its product gap junction protein alpha 8 paralog b (gene gja8b). Bases 1 to 1176 code for a protein of 391 amino acids. The record is from RefSeq and is a predicted model, not a curated record. Gene Ontology annotation, biological process: cell communication. The transcript has a single exon. Lineage: Eukaryota; Metazoa; Chordata; Actinopteri; Cypriniformes; Danionidae. Gene Ontology annotation, cellular component: connexin complex.